GCCAAUGGGCGCGCACGCCGUGCGGGGCCGCGGACGUCGCUCCCCAAGAUGGCGGCGCGGCCGUGCCGAGGAGCCGGAGCGGGGGCCGCCCGCGGAACCGAGUGAAGCCGCCGCCCGGGCCCGGGGCGCAGCGGGACGAGCGGCGGCGGCCGUGGCCAUGCGGCGGGGCUAGGGGCGAGCGCGCUUCCUGGGGUUUAGUAAUGUUAACAGAGGCCAGCCUUUCCAUAUGGGGAUGGGGAAGCCUUGGCGUUGUGCUUUUCCUUGUAACGUUCGGACCCUUUGCUAUCUUUUACUUUGCAUUUUACAUCCUCUGCUUUGUGGGCGGGGGUUUUGUGGUCACUCUCUUGUUUGGAAAAACCAAUUCUGAGAAGUACCUGGAACAGUGUGAGCACUCCUUUCUUCCUCCAACUUCCACAGGGAUUCCUAAGUGCUUAGAAGAAAUGAGACGGGAAGCUCGAAUGAUUAAAAUUGAUCGAAGAUUGACGGGUGCCAAUAUCAUUGAUGAGCCUCUUCAGCAAGUUAUCCAGUUUUCCUUGAGGGAUUAUGUCCAGUAUUGGUAUUAUACACUAAGUGAUGAUGAAUCUUUUCUCCUCGAAAUCAGGCAGAUGCUCCAGAACGCGCUCAUUCAGUUCUCCACCAGGUCGAAAGAGAUAGACUGGCAGCCUUACUUCACCACCCGCAUCGUGGACGACUUUGGCACCCACCUGCGCGUUUUCAGGAAGGCCCAGCAGAAGGUGGCCGAGAAGGAUGAGCAGGCCAAAGGUUCGGCUGAAGACCUGGUGGAGACCUUCUUCGAGGUGGAGGUAGAGAUGGAGAAGGACACCUGUCGCGAUCUGGUCUGCACCUCUGCCAAAGAAGAAGAAGGAUUCCUUAGGGAUCUGUGUGAGGUUUUACUGUAUUUGUUGCUACCUCCUGGAGACUUCCAGAACAAGAUCAUGCGAUACUUUGUCAGGGAAAUCCUUGCACGUGGAAUUCUUCUUCCAUUAAUAAACCAACUCAGUGAUCCUGAUUAUAUUAAUCAGUACGUCAUAUGGAUGAUUCGUGAUUCCAAUUGCAACUAUGAGGCCUUUAUGAACAUUAUUAAAUUAAGUGACAACGUGGGUGAGCUCGAAGCAGUCAGGGAUAAAGCUGUUGAAGAAUUACAAUAUCUUCGGUCCCUGGAUACUGCAGGUGAUGAUAUCAACACUAUCAAAAAUCAGAUUAAUAGCUUAUUAUUUGUAAAGAAAGUAUGUGACUCCAGAAUACAGAGGUUGCAGUCAGGCAAAGAAAUAGAUACUGUGAAACUGGCAGCACACUUUGGGAAACUUUGCACAGUCCCCUUGGACAGCAUUCUUGUAGACAAUGUUGCACUACAAUUUUUCAUGGAUUAUAUGCAGCAGACUGGAGGCCAAGCUCAUCUCUUCUUCUGGAUGACAGUGGAAGGGUACCGGGUGACAGCCCAACAGCAGCUGGAGGUGCUACUGAGCCGCCAGAAAGAUGGGAGGCAGCAGACCAACCAAACCAAAGGCCUGCUGAGAGCCGCUGCUGUCGGGAUUUAUGAGCAGUACUUGUCAGAAAAGGCCUCGCCCAGAGUUCACAUUGAUGACUACUUGGUAGCCAAGUUAGCGGAUACGCUGAACCAUGAAGAUCCCACGCCUGAGAUUUUUGAUGACAUCCAAAGGAAGGUGUAUGACCUGAUGCUGAGAGAUGAGAGGUUCUACCCGUCCUUUAAGCAGAAUGUUCUCUAUGUGCGCAUGCUGGCUGAGCUCGACAUGCUGAAAGACCCCAGCUUCCGAGGCUCUGACGAUGGGGAUGGAGAGUCAUUUAAUCGGUCUCCUACAGGGAGCAUCAAUUUGUCUCUAGAUGACCUGUCGAGCGUGACUUCGGACGACUCGGUGCAGCUCCACGCGUACAUCUCUGAUACUGUCUGUGCUGACUGUGACCCCUAUGCUGUGGCAGGCGUGUGUAAUGACCACGGCAAGACCUACGCCUUGUAUGCCAUCACUGUCCACCGGCGCGGCCCCAACAGUGACGAGAUCUGGAAGACGUACCGCCGCUACAGCGACUUCCAUGACUUCCACAUGCGAAUCACUGAGCAGUUUGAGAAUCUGUCAAGCAUUUUGAAGCUCCCUGGUAAAAAAACAUUUAAUAAUAUGGAUCGAGAUUUUUUAGAAAAACGAAAAAAGGAUCUAAAUGCAUAUUUACAGUUAUUGUUGACUCCUGAAAUGAUGAAGGCUUCCCCUGCCUUGGCUCCCUAUGUGUUUGACUUUCUGGAGAACAAAGCCUACAGCAAAGGGAAAGGGGAUUUUGCUCGUAAGAUGGACACUUUUGUAAACCCGCUUCGCAAUUCUAUGAGGAAUGUCUCCAAUGCAGUUAAAUCUCUUCCCGAUAGCUUGGCGGAGGGCAUGACAAAAAUGUCAGACAACAUGGGCAAAAUGUCAGAGAGAUUAGGACAAGACAUAAAACAAUCAUUUUUCAAGGUGCCUCCUUUAAUUCAGAAGACAGAUUCUGAUCCUGAACAUUGCCGUGUUUCUGCCCAGCUCGAUGACAAUGUGGAUGAUAACAUUCCUCUCCGAGUCAUGCUGCUCCUCAUGGACGAAGUCUUUGAUUUAAAGGAGAGGAAUCAGUGGCUGCGAAGGAACAUCAAGAACCUGCUUCAGCAGCUCAUCAGAGCCACCUACGGAGACACCAUCAAUAGGAAAAUAGUUGACCAUGUUGAUUGGAUGACUUCCCCUGAGCAAGUGGCUGACUCAGUGAAACGUUUCAGGGAUUCCUUCUGGCCCAACGGCAUCUUAGCAGAGACUGUGCCCAGCAGGGACAAGGCCAUCAGGAUGAGAACCAGGGUCGCCGGGAAAACCAAGCUGCUCGAGAUAAUGCCUGAUGAGCUGAAGCACAUCAUCGGGGCCGAGACGACCCGGAAGGGCAUCCUGCGCGUUUUCGAGAUGUUCCAGCACACCCAGCUGAACAAGAGGAUGGUCUACGUCUUUCUGGAGGGCUUCCUAGAGACCUUGUUCCCCCAGUAUAAGUUUCACGAUCUCUUCAACAAGCUGCACUCACGCUCCAGGCAGAUGCGGAAGUACAAGCAGAGACUGCAGACGGCGCCGCCGGCCCCCCUGCAGAAGAGGUGACCCUGCGACGCCGCCAGGGUUUGCUUGUCUGGGAUGGGCUCUGGGCGGGGCCUCCGGGGCUCAGCUCCGCUCUCGUAGUGUCCCCCGUUAGCCUAUUAGCGCAUCCACGAGAGCCGGGCUCCUGCCCCCCUUCACCCCGGGACCGCCGCCGGCCUCGGCGAGUGCGGGCGCCUCAGCCCCCCUCCUUUCUGACUGAGGAAGCCUUGUCCAGCCACGGGCGCCAGAGAGUAGGUGGGGGGGGGCUCGCCGUGAGGCCCCAGGAGACUGCGAGGGGCGGCUGGGGGGGACGGCGCUCUGUUUUGCGUCAGGACUGCUGAGGUCGAGGCCGCCAUUCCUGCGAGGGAGGCGCCGCCCCACGGAGGCACUUUGGACCAGCCGUCCCUAGAAAGCCAUGUCACCGACCCAACGCUCCCCAAAGCACGGACUGACGGUUAAGAAAUUUGGUUCUUUCACCCUCGUUCAUAUCCUUGUGAUGUAAAGAAAUAAAACUGGGUACCAUUAGAAUUCGGUUGUAUUUGUUCUUCAGUGGAGUAAAGAGUGUCCCGUUUGUGUCCACGACGGGCCCUGGGCCUCCUUAGCUCUGGCGGCCCCCACCCGGUACCCCGGCCCUACUUGGGAUGGAGAAGGAAGCAGACUGAGACCCCGACUCUGGCCUGGGCCGCCUGCCCCCGGGGCCGGUCGGGAGUUUGGCCUCCGAAAAUGGAACCGUGAAAACCCUCACUUGGCAAAAAGAGUCGUCCUCUUCUCAUUUCGACUGAUUUGACUUCCACUCAACGUAGUCAGAGCGCUAGGGUUGCUACUCACCAAAAAAAGAUUUUUAAGGAACGUCAUUCGUCGUAUGCAAAUAUCCAAAUUCCUGAAUCCGCCCCAGUGUACAUAUCUGAAAAUAAAGAAUGGAAACACAACUACGAUAUUUUUUUAACUAUUUUUUUUAUUUUUUGGCGUAAUGUAAAGUUUAAAAGACCCUACAAAAAUCCCUCGGUCUAUCCCUUUAAUUCCCUGAAAUCAUUCUCUACUAUGAAGAAGCAAACAUGUACUUUCACUCUUUGGGGGCCUCUGAAUAUUUCAGAGUUUUCUUACGUUCCAUUUUCUCCCGAGAGAUCCUUCAUCCGCCACGAGGGCUGCUCCUGCACAAAUGUCCAUAUUCCCGUGAACUGAGGGGGGGAGGGGAGAGUUGUUUUUAUGUCUUUCUUUUAAAAAUAUUUAACACUACGAGCUUAAGAGCAUGAAGCUACUUACCAGAUCACUGAGCCAAGAUCCUGGUGGGGAUUGAGCCCCCAGGUGACAGCAAUAUAUAUGUAUGUAUGUAUGUAUAUAGAAAUAUAUAUAUAUGUAUGUGUAUAUCUCCAGCUAAGAGAAAGGGUCUAGGUGUCCCGGGCCCACACCGUUAUUUGAGAGCUUUAAGGGUGAGAAAACACCCCGUGUUGAUUUUGUCGUUUUCUCUCUUGGAAUCUACUUUAAGCCUAUUAACACAAUGAAGCCUUUCUUUAAAUAUUUGUCCUAACGAUCAUGUUUAUUGCCGAUGUCAUCGUGCGUACUUGCAGCAUAGGGGAACUCGGCACAUAUUGCACAUCUUCAAAACGGACAGAGAAAUCCCGAGGCCUUGGAGUAGGUUAUUUCUUCCUGAUCUCAAUGGGGUUUCCUCCCUAGGCUCGAAAAUAAUGAGUCGUGAAAUGUGUUCAUCCGUAGGAAAAAUUGACUUGGCCACUAGAAAAAUGACUUUCACGCCCCCUGCUCCCUGUUGUCAAUGUGACUGUUUGGAAAACGUAACGGUGAAUUUAGUUCUGUGCAAGUGAAAGACUGUUCAGAGGAGCCAAGUACGUACCUGCGAAAGAUGAACUCUAUGUGGGGAGAUACAGGCCAGAAACCCUAGGAAGAUGGUGCCCCAAAAUACAGCCAGUCAGUAUAGAGCCCUCCCGCCCCCCCAAGAGAAGCCGGCUUCUAUCUCGCCAAAAGGUUUUUCUGGAAAAAAAAAAUGGUUGGAAUCGCUUUUUACUACAAAUUUAUAGAUGGUAUUUUCAGAGCAAGAAUAUUAAAUAAUAGUCGGUCUAAAGCGGGCGCAUCUUCUCUAAAGGGACCUAUGUUCUGGAGUUCACAGAGAGCUGUGGGUCUCCAGGUAUCUCAGUCCGGCUGUGCGUGAACAUCUUUAGCCCACAAAUCAAGUCCACUGUACCAUGUUAAUAAAGGCAUUGCAUUAGUGCAUCUAGAAAUAUAUACAUAUAUACAUAUAUAUAUAUAUAUAUAUAAAAGAAGAUUUGUGUCUUCUGAUAUUUAAUUUCUUAAUAUGGUUUUUUAAGUCAGUGGUGCCUUUGGGCUAGAGCUAUCAAAAAUAAUCUCUUUGAGGUUCUUGAUUUGGGUUUUUGUUGUUGCCGUUCUAUUUUGUCUUUAAGACUAUACAUGAUCGAACAUAGAGAAAAAAACUCCCUGCCAACUUACGUGUUCUAUUACCCUGGGGGAAAAAAAUGUAUCAUUAAAAUCCAGCACUUAGACAGGCGUAUUCUAGUAUUUGGGUGUUCUGAAUAGUUGCUGAAAUAAUUGUGCCAUUGACCAAAAAAAUGCACUUGGUUAGCCUUAAUUUUUUUCUUUUGAAAGAAUAUUCAAGUUUUUAAAAAUUUUUCCUUUGGUUUGUUCUCAAGCUUGUGCUGCUGGUGUUUGCUCUGAUUCACAAUUUAUUUGAAGUGCUGCCAGGAUGUGUACCAACUUUCUAGAAAGUUAACUAUUUAAAUUCCACAAUCUCAAAUUUAAUUUUGUGCAAUAUUUUCAUUUAACGCAUGUGAAUUUGAAUAAUUGUAAAAUAAAUGGAUUUUUAAUGUUCUGAGACGUAGGUUAAACCGUCUUCUUAACCCAACAACUUGCAUUCCGUUGUUGCUGCCUCUGUUUAUUUAAGGACUUGUUUUAAAAGUCUUAUAUGUCAUAAUCCUUGUAAAAUUCUCGGCGUUGGUGGAUUUCGCUCGGGGGAGAGUGGCCCUCGUGUCACGAGGGCAAACUCGACUGGGCGCAUCUCCGGGAUGGGGCUGGUAAAGACGCCUUGUGCAUAUAUCACUGUACAGUCAGUGUCAACUGUGUGCCUCAUUGUUCUAUCAAUACUUUCUCCCCUUCAGCGAAGAACAACAGUCAAAAUGUCGGUCAUUUAUUGAACUGGAAAAAAAAGUAAAAUUUUUUAUUUGGGGUUUGCAUUAUGUUCUGUCCAUUAGGAAAGCUGAAAAAAAAAAUAUUACACUAAUAAAGUAUUAACAAAUUUC
Molecule: messenger RNA, 6349 nt
Organism: Sarcophilus harrisii (Tasmanian devil)
Lineage: Eukaryota; Metazoa; Chordata; Mammalia; Dasyuromorphia; Dasyuridae
Gene: SNX13
Product: sorting nexin 13
Exons: 26
Coding region: 201-3107 (968 amino acids)
Biological process (GO): positive regulation of GTPase activity
Cellular component (GO): early endosome
Molecular function (GO): phosphatidylinositol binding
Source: RefSeq, a predicted model, not a curated record